AUGCUGUUAACAGUCACACAGAAUGUUCGCGCAGCCAACAACCGACAUCAAGCACACAACAACGAACACCGACGCCCCGAGAGACCUACACAAAUCCUCGACGUCAAUGUCUGGGGAAGCGGCGAAAACAGCGAACUAGGCCUCGGCCCCCGUGUCACCGGCGCCCCGAGACCUCGUGCGCAAAAGCUUCUACAAGCCUAUGACAUUGUCCAGAUCUCCGCCGGGGGCAUGCAUUGCGCCGCAUUCACCAACGACGGCGAGGUGUUGACGUGGGGUGUCAACGACGACGGGGCACUGGGUCGAGUAAAGCCCUCAGAUGCACCAGAGGAGGGUCCGCAAGACUUGCUGGAUCCGUUCGAGAGUACACCUGGGCCGGUGCGUUUCGAAGAUGACCUCGAUAUCGUCCAGGUUGCGACGACUAAUAGCGCAUGCUUCGCUCUCACUUCCGAAGGAUCUGUGUACGGCUGGGGUAGUUUUGCUGGAGGAGACGGCAACUUUGGCUUCCUAUACGACAAGCCACCUCAAACUACCGAACGUCAUCCCGUGCCUAUUCCCGGCCUGAAUAAUAUUGUGGAACUAGCCGGCGGCGCCAACCACGUCCUCGCUCUCACCCGAGACGGCGAUGUCUUUGCCUGGGGUUCUGGCGAACAAAACGAACUAGGCAGACGCCUACUCGCCCGCCGUCGCUUCGAGAGCCUCAUCCCCCAGCGCGUAGGUCUACCCAGACACCAGACAGCCAAGAUCUUUGUGGGAUCGCAUCAUAGCUUCGCCAUCGAUGUCCGUGGAAAAGUCUGGGCCUUUGGGCUGAACAACUUUGGCCAGUGCGGUGUCCCGACACGGGAGGAUACUGGCUUUACGACAAUCAUAUCGCCGACAAUCGUCAAGAGCCUCAAGGGGCACUCGAUCCACCACAUCGCCUGCGGCCUUCACCAUUCCAUUGCUUGUACCAACGAAGGGAAAGUCUUGGUUUGGGGCCGGUGCGAUGACGGCCAAAUGGGCAUCGAUCUGAACGCCGUACCUCACGAGGACAUCAUCUUCGACGCGAGAGGGAGACCAAGAGUACUAAACGUACCGACCGUCGUUCCUGUACCAAGCGUCGACUAUGUGGCGGCUGGAAUCGACAAUUGCUUCGCAGUUUCUCAAGGUGGUGACGUAGUUGCCUGGGGGUUCUCAGCCAGCUAUAACACCGGACUUGGGACCACUGAUACCGUGAGAGAACCAACCGAGAUGCGUCGCAGUGGUGCUCUGAUGUUCGUCGACGCGGGCGGCCAGUUCGGUAUCUCAGCAGGGCCACGCUUGCGUUGA
Molecule: messenger RNA, 1305 nt
Organism: Colletotrichum godetiae
Lineage: Eukaryota; Fungi; Ascomycota; Sordariomycetes; Glomerellales; Glomerellaceae
Product: regulator of chromosome condensation 1/beta-lactamase-inhibitor protein II
Exons: 3
Coding region: 1-1305 (434 amino acids)
Cellular component (GO): cytoplasm
Molecular function (GO): guanyl-nucleotide exchange factor activity
Source: RefSeq, a predicted model, not a curated record